Messenger RNA from Rhizophagus irregularis DAOM 181602=DAOM 197198, 437 nucleotides. The record is from RefSeq and is a predicted model, not a curated record. NCBI's taxonomy places the organism in Eukaryota, Fungi, Glomeromycota, Glomeromycetes, Glomerales, Glomeraceae.
GUUGUGGAAUGUCUUUUGCGAUGUCCAGUCAUUGUUCGCGUCAUAAGAGAACUCAUUCCGGGGAACGUCCUUACCAAUGUAAAGAACCUGGUUGUGAAAAAAGUUUCGCGCAAUUUUAUAAUUUGAAAGUUCAUAUGAGAUCUCAUACUGGGGAACGUCCAUAUAAAUGUAGUGAACCGGGAUGUGAAAAGAGAUUUGCAUAUAAUACUCCUUUAAAAGAGCACAUGAAGACUCAUAUUCAUUGAAUAGAUUUACAGUAUCGUUUUUUUGGUGAGUACGACAUUGAUCAUGUGACUGAAUUAGUUUUAGAAUUUUGAUCUCGUAUCAAAAGUCUACAAUUGGUAAAUAAACAUUAGAAUCAAAAAGGUUUUAAAAAAUGUUUUUUAAACUUUUAUUGUUUUUUGUCGAGUUAUUCUAUUAAAGAUUUUUACGCUCUU